AUGGAAACAUCACGCCCUACGAGCCUGGCCAUACCACGCACGGGUUCGCCCUUCACUAACCCACCAACGUUGUCAGAGAUUCUCUCUAAUACAGCACCACCACCAUGGACACUAAGUUCUUUCAUGGCCUUCUUAUCCCAAAACCACUGCCUAGAAACUCUCGAGUUUAUAAUGGAUGCUGAACGGUACAUGAUUAUGUAUCAUCAGAUCGCGCAGGGUCAAGCACCUAAUGGACCGGCAACAAUAUGCUCGCUAUGGCGGAAAGUCAUCGAUGCAUACAUAAUGCCAUGUGCGCCUCGGGAAGUCAACCUUCCAGCGGAUGUCCGCGACCGUCUUCUCCAGCUUCCCUGCUGUAAGGCGAACCCGCCCAAUCCCUCUGAACUCGACGAAGCAGUUCAGAUUGUACGGGAACUAAUUAACGAUUCUGUUCUUGUGCCCUUUCUUGAGUCUGUCGUAUCAGCUGCGGUUGAAUCGCGGGUCGAGGAAGAGUCUCAGGAAUAUAGACAAGGGCGUUCGCGCCUUCGAAUACCAAGGGACAUCGGGCAUGACGACGAAGCAAGCCAGUCACCUAGGUCAUCCUAUCUCCCGCAUUUUAUCAUGGGACGUGGUGGAGUUGGUAAUCGGUCUACCUCUGCCUCGGUAGAAACAGUGUUUGAUUUGGUGACUGAUGAUAGCAGUCCAAAUUCGACUCCUGCAACUGAGCCAAUGACACCACCUACAACACCACCCACCUCAGAUCUUACAUUUAACACUUCACCUAAUACUCUACAAAAAGCUAUUUCGGGAAAUAGUUGGAAGAAGAUGGGUGCAAAGUUAGGAUUGACAAGGAAGAGCAAGUCCGUCCGUCGCACAGACUCAACAUCAGCCAACCAGCCCCCAUUAUGA
Molecule: messenger RNA, 885 nt
Organism: Daldinia loculata
Lineage: Eukaryota; Fungi; Ascomycota; Sordariomycetes; Xylariales; Hypoxylaceae
Product: regulator of G protein signaling superfamily
Exons: 1
Coding region: 1-885 (294 amino acids)
Source: RefSeq, a predicted model, not a curated record